AUGAAAUAUAUAUUAAGUAUUAGUCUUUUUUUAAUUCUUUUAAAUUUAUAUAAAUGUGCUAGUAUAUCAUGUGAAAUAGAUUACACCCCUAGUACCAAUAUUACUAGCAAUUUAAAUUCUAAUUUAAGAAGCUGUUCUUCUAAUCUUGUUCUUUCUUCAAAUAUAGAUUCUACUAAAUUAGAAGGAACAUAUGGUGAAAAUUUAAACGACAGUGUAUCUUUGACGAAUAAUAUUAAUGAUCAUACAACUAACGAAUCAAAUAUAUCAAAUGUAUCAAAUAUAUCAAAUGAAUCAAAUAUAUCAAAUGAAUCAAGUAUAACUAACCAGUCAAAUUUAUCUAGCGAAACAAAUAUAUCUAGCGAAACAAAUAUAUCUAACGAAUCAAGUGUACCAAAUGAAAGCAGUGUCAAUGAGGUACCUCAACUUGAAGUACCUAAAGAUGCAGUAGAAAAUCACACAGAAUCCAAAGAUGUUUUAUUGAAUGAAAAGGAAAAUUUUGCAAAUGGAGUGGAAACACAUGUUGAUCUAGGAUCCCAAGAACAAUAUUUUGGAUCUUCCUAUGAUAUGAAUAUGGACACAGAAGGAGGAAUAAAAAAGUUCAAAAAUGUGUUUCAGUCUUAUUUUAAUCAAUCCAAAGGAAAUAGUGGUACUGAAGGUGAUGGAUCAAGUGUAUUUGGAUCCAUAUUUGGUAGCUUAUUAACCCCUAUAGAUUCAUUGUUAGAAAAAUUUAUAGGAUCUAACAAUACAAAUUCGGAUUCUAAUGUGAAGAACACUUCUAUGGGAAAUGGACAAAAUAAAUACGACAAUAAUAUAUACUUAGAUGAAGAAGAUGCUUUGAGUGAUGCAGAACAUUAUAAUGAUGGUAGUAUAAGUUUAGGCGAAGAAGAUGAGUUGAGUGAUGCAGAACAUUAUAAUGAUGGAAGUAUAAGUUUAGAUGAAGAAGAUGAGUUGAGUGAUGCAGAACAUUAUAAUGAUGGAGGUAUAUGUUUAGGUGAAGAAGAUGAGUUAAGUGAUGCAGAACAUUAUAAUGAUGGAGGUAUAAGUUUAGAUGAAGAAGAUGUGUUGAGUGAUGCAGAACAUUAUAAUGAUGGAGAUAUAAGUUUAGAUGAAGAUGAGUUAAGUGAUACAGAAAAUUAUUAUGAUGGAGGUAUAAGUUUAGACGAAUCAGAUGAUUUGAGUGACCCCGAAAGUAAAACAAAAGAAGAUAACUACCAUUUAUAUUAUUGGGAUGAUUUCUAUCAUGAAUAUAAACCAACUUAUUUAAAUUAUCAUAUGCAUUAUACACUUUAUGAACCAAACAAUUUUUAUGAUACUACUAAUGAAGAAACACACAAUUUUUAUAAUACUACUAAUGAAGAAUCACACAAUUUUUACAACCCUACUCAUGAAGAAUCACACAAUUUUUACAACCCUACUCAUGAAGAAUCACACAAUUUUUACAACCCUACUCAUGAAGAAUCACACAAUUUUUACAACCCUACUCAUGAAGAAUCACACAAUUUUUACAACCCUACUCAUGAAGAAUCACACAAUUUUUACAACCCUACUCAUGAAGAAUCACACAAUUUUUACAACCCUACUCAUGAAGAAUCACACAAUUUUUACAACCCUACUCAUGAAGAAUCACACAAUUUUUACAACCCUACUCAUGAAGAAUCACACAAUUUUUACAACCCUACUCAUGAAGAAUCACACAAUUUUUACAACCCUACUCAUGAAGAAUCACACAAUUUUUACACCCCUACUCAUGAAGAAUCACACAAUUUUUACAACCCUACUCAUGAAGAAUCACACAAUUUUUACAACCCUACUCAUGAAGAAUCACACAAUUUUUACAACCCUACUCAUGAAGAAUCACACAAUUUUUACAACCCUACUCAUGAAGAAUCACACAAUUUUUACAACCCUACUCAUGAAGAAUCACACAAUUUUUACACCCCUACUCAUGAUGAAUUUAAUGUUCCUUUAAAUUAUAACCAUGACUACGAUUACAAUUACUUUGAAAAUGAUAAUUAUAAUAUUCAAAAUGUUAAAGACAAUUUGGUAAAAAAAGUUAAUGAUUUCAUGGAAUCAGAUAAUUUAUUAGUUAAUACCUUUAAAGGUAUAGCUGGGGGUGUUACUAGUUUUUUCGGAUAUUAA
This is a messenger RNA of Plasmodium falciparum 3D7, 2139 nucleotides long. RefSeq lists its product as uncharacterized. The record is from RefSeq and is a predicted model, not a curated record. NCBI's taxonomy places the organism in Eukaryota, Apicomplexa, Aconoidasida, Haemosporida, Plasmodiidae.